Molecule: messenger RNA, 2179 nt
Organism: Xyrichtys novacula (pearly razorfish)
Lineage: Eukaryota; Metazoa; Chordata; Actinopteri; Labriformes; Labridae
Source: the annotation of a GenBank genome assembly
AUGGCCCCGCAGAGUGUGUGUAUCGCCCUUCGCUUUUAUGCGUCGGGUACAUAUUUAUAUACUGUUGGCGACGCAGAACACUUAAGCAAAGCAACAGUGUGUGGCGCCAUCCAGAGGGUGUCCACAGCCCUCACCGAGCUCCUGGAUGGGUUUGUGGCAUUCCCAGGCCACUUGCCCAUCCAGGAAAUCAAAGAAGGCUUUUACACCAUUGCAGGUAAGUCUGAUCAAUGGAACUAUAAAUUAAAUAGGCCCAAUAAUGGAUUACAGUGAAAAAUAAAAAUCUUCAAGCGCACACCGUGUCAUGACAGACACAUUUUAUUCAAAAAGUGUUAAAACAGGGCGAGCACAUGUUUCGCAUGUUGCCUCAUCAGAUUCAGUUUUAUAAAUAAUGGAUCACAAUCAUAUAUUGCUAUUCUAACCACACGCUGCUCACUCAAAGCGCUUUACCACGGUCCAUUCAUUCAUACAUUGCAAGAUACUCUCUGUGGCACAUACACUGUUGUAUUAAAUGAAGUCAGCUCCUUUCACAGGAUUCCCAAGGGUCAUAGGUGCCAUCAAUUGCACUCACGUGCGCAUCACUGGGCCUUUGGGGCCAGAUGAGGGCGACUUUGUCAAUCGCAGGUCAUACCACAGCCUCAACAUUCAGGUAACUUGCAUAUGAUAUACAUGCUAUCUGCACAUUGAGACACAAACACACACACACACACACACACACACACACACACACACACACACACACACACACACACACACACACACACACACAGAGUCCCCCAAAAUCUCCCCUGUGCCUGUUAGGUUUGCACCGAUUGAUAUUUUAAGACUAAUUGUUCAGUCACACCAGCUAAGUGCCUGCAUGGACACUGACUACUGAAAUGUCUUUUGCAUCGCUACUCACAGGACAGAAAGUGUCAAAGCUUUAUCAAGGGAAGGCAAAAGCACAUUGCUGCCUUUCAUCUGCUGCUGUCAUAUUAUGGUUCUUUUUGCUGUUGCAGAUGACCUGCGAUCACAGUUGUGUGAUCACCAACCUGGAUGCGAAGUGGCCCAACUCGGUUCAUGACUCUCGGAUCUUCCGGGAGUCUAGGCUCUGCCGAACAUUGGAGCAGGGUGUGGCUCUUGCAUUAUGCACAUCGUGUUUUGAUGUUCAUCAGACUCCUUGUGACACUGAUCAUGACAUCUCCCUUCAUUCACAGGACUUCUCCAUGGAGUGCUGCUUGGGGACCGAGGAUAUCCCUGCCUGCCCUACCUUAUGACCCCCUAUCCUGACCCUGGUACAGGGCCACAAACACAAUUCAGUGUGGGUCUCUCCCGCACCAGGGUCAGGAUAGAGAUGACCUUUGGCAUCCUGAAGGCUCGCUUCAGCUGCCUGCAUGACCUGAGGGUGACCCCACGCCGGGCCUGCCAGAUUAUUACAUCCUGUGCUGUGUUGCACAACAUAGCCACCAUGUAGAAAGAGAGGGUCCCACCUGCUGACCCACUCCCCCCCGAUGUGGUGGAUCCCAUCACCUUAGACCAUCCGACUGGCAGGGCUGUGCGGCGGGCUAUAACAGAACAAUUUUUCACAUGAUUGGGCACUUAUACUUAAGAAAGAGAGGAGACAGAGACCUUUGACUUCCUUUUUUUAUUUUAUUAAUGACAUUUGUUUACAUUUUUAAUCAUUCUGGCCCCUUCUGUCUCGUUCCUGGAAUGGAGAGGAAAAUUUUAGUUGGAGUACAUUUCAAGUUGUGAUGUGGCAGCUCUCCACCUGAAGAUGGAGCCGGAUGAAGCUGACGCCAUCCGUUUCUCCAGAGUCCACCACCUGGGGAAAGCCAAGGGCGAUCAGCAGAAGCCCCGUCCCAUCGGGGCAAAAGUCACCGACUCCAAAAUGAAAUCCAGCAUCAUGUCCAAGGGAAAGGAGCUCAAGAAUACUGUCCAUUCCGUGAGUGAUCAAUUUCCAGCAGAGAUCAUGAGAAGACGGCGGCUACUCUAUCCGAUCAUGGCUGAUGCUCGAAAAAGUAAGAAGAACUUUAUAGAACUUUAUAUCGAUGGCAAACUGUAUAGGAAUCCUCGUGUCACGUACUGGUUGAGCUGCAGUGGAGAUGAAAUUGUAUUUCAUGAUACUCUAGAGGAUUUACCGUGUACGAGUUGCCUGUCUGCUCCAGUUUCCGGUGGUAAUGCUGUAAACAUUGACGUGCGCUGA